GCGAGAAUCGGCGUCGCGCUUGCUCUGCUGCCAUGUGCGCGACCACAGGCGCCCUGAGACCCGAGGAUACAAGAGCAACGAAAGAUGGGCUACAUAUCCGAAGAAAUCGUCGUGGCAAAGACGUUGUGUUCGCAUACAGGAGCAGCAACUACGGACGGUGCAUCCGCCAUGUCGGCAGACGAGAAGAUGAGCCCCACGUCGGGUUCCAACCCGGCAGUGACAGCGGUGAUGGCCGUACUGGGCGCCGCUCUCCUCGCUAAGAUCAUCGUGGGCGUGGCCAGGUGGCUGCGUAUGUACUGGUGCCUGCGCAACGCGCCCCAUCCCGAGCAACGGUGGCCGUUCUCCCUCGCCUUCGACAUGUGGCAGAGCCUGGCCAAAAUGGAUCCCAACCUGAAAGUCACAGCAAAAAUCUUCAACUAUUUCAACUGCAUGUUCAAGACAAUAUACGACCAGGAAGUCACAGUUGCUUACUACGGUCCACAGCCCUUCCUGAUAGCUACGACGCCAAAAGCAAUCGAAGUUCUUCUAACUAACAGUCAAAACUUGAACAAAGCAUUUCUCUACGACAUGAUGAAGCCAUGGAUCGGACAUGGCAUACUGUUGAUUGAAAAAGACAAGUGGCGAAGCAGACGCAAGGUGAUCACUCCUGCCUUCCACUUUCGCGUGUUGGACGAUUACGCGCCCAUCAUGAAUCGCCGAGCUCGAGAAAUGGUGCGCAGGCUCGACGCCGUGGGAACAGAUUUCUUCGACGUGCUGCCCAUUGUACGCCUCGCCGCGUUUGGCAUACUGUUCGAGACUGCGCUGGGUGUGCAGAUUGAUGAAGCAGAGGUUCAAAGGAUGCGGCUGCUCGAAAUAAACGAUGAGAUUGGUGCCAGCGUAAUAGCGAGGAUGCUGAACCUUGUUCACUGGUCCGACAUCAUUUACAGCAUGAGCCAGGCUUCUAAAGACUUCAAAAAAAAUAUCAAGUUCAUCCAUGAGUACAACAGAAAGAUUGUGAAACAGCGAUUGGCUGAAUACAAGGUCGGCAAGGUGAAAGCGGAUUCAAAGAAGUCCUUCCUGGACAUUCUCCUACAUAUGCACAUGGUGGAUGGCACGCUAACGGAAGAAGAAGUCAGAAAUGAGGUCACAUCUAUCUUCAUUGGGGGGUUUGAAACAACAGCCAGUUCCAUAGCCUACACUCUCUUUUUGCUGGGAAAUCACCCCGAAGUGCAGGCGAAGGUGCACGAAGAAAUUGAUAGCAUUUUUUCUGGGGACAUGGAGAGGGAUGUCACUAUAGAAGACAUGAAACAGCUGAAGUACAUGGAAUGCGUUGUCAAGGAAUCGAUGAGGAUUUAUCCCCCAGUUCCGCUCAUAGCUCGCAACGUCGACGAGGACAUGCAAGUUGGCGAAUACACUGUGCCGAGAGGAGCCGUCGCUGUUGCCGCUAUCUACUUCAUACAGAGGCAUCCCAAGUACUACGAAAAUCCGGACACAUUUCUGCCGGAACGAUUUCUCGACACCAAGGAAAAGAAUCCUUUUUUGUACAUUCCAUUCUCCGGUGGUUUUAGAAACUGCAUUGGUCAAAGGUUUGCUAACUUGGAAGAAAAGAUCUUGCUGACCCAAAUAAUGCGGCGUUUCACCGUCACCUCCAAGCUUCGGAUGGAUCAGCUACAACUCUCCAUCGAAGUUGUGCUAAAGGCUAUACAAGGUAUUGAAAUCAAGAUCCAACCACGUAACAAGACAAAGCAAAAGAUCUGACCGGCCACGUGGAGAACCCAUUGGUAAAGAGCCGUCAACCAAGCGUGAUCUGUUUUUCACGGGCAGGAUAACGGAAAAGCGUCGCCUUGUAAUUAGUGUGCAUUGCCAAAACGUUUAUGUGUCUGAAUGAAUGAAUGCGUGCUGACUAUGAAAACAACAUUCUUAGCACAGUAAAAAGACUGUGAGAACAAACGUGGUGUUCUUGUCCUCGAAAGCCUUGAUUGCUAAGGCACAGCAUGAAAUUGAUUUUAGGGUGUCAUGCCUGUGCAAGGCGAAGAAGUUUCUUUAAGUUUGUGGCAGUAACCCUAAAUCUAAAAUCAUUAUGACAGAUUAUUCUUGUUUGUGGACAAAGAAGAAGAAUCUGUCAUAAUGAUUUGAGAUUUAGGGUUAUUGUGGACAAACAAACUAAAUAAUUCAAAGGUAAUUUUUUUUAACUUUAAUGAGGGCGUUUGUGGGGUAGCUCAUCUGAACACGUAAGUAGUACACAAGCAAGAAGACAUCUGGAAAAACUUGCGUAUCAAUAAAGUUGUACAUACAUUAA
Molecule: messenger RNA, 2278 nt
Organism: Dermacentor albipictus
Lineage: Eukaryota; Metazoa; Arthropoda; Arachnida; Ixodida; Ixodidae
Product: cytochrome P450 4V2-like
Molecular function (GO): oxidoreductase activity, acting on paired donors, with incorporation or reduction of molecular oxygen; iron ion binding; monooxygenase activity
Source: RefSeq, a predicted model, not a curated record